This is a messenger RNA of Neolamprologus brichardi, 6049 nucleotides long. RefSeq names its product voltage-dependent calcium channel subunit alpha-2/delta-2-like. Gene Ontology annotation, molecular function: voltage-gated calcium channel activity. The record is from RefSeq and is a predicted model, not a curated record. NCBI's taxonomy places the organism in Eukaryota, Metazoa, Chordata, Actinopteri, Cichliformes, Cichlidae. Gene Ontology annotation, cellular component: voltage-gated calcium channel complex.
UGAGAGAGAGAAAGAGAGAGCGGGCGUGGACGCGCCGGCCUGUGUGUGAUUGUGGUGUUAGUGCUCGUGGUGGUGUGUAUGUGUGUGGGAGCAGGAGGGGAGACUCUGCAGUGUCUUGGCAGCUGCAUUAGUGCAUCUCCCACCGUCCGUGAUGCCUUCACGGCCAAUGCCUGCCUCCUCCGCGUCCACUUGACGAGAGAAACCGAGAUGAAGUCGUCGGGAAACUGAGCCGGACGUUCACACAUUGCUCGCUGUAUGCCCCGGAGACAGUCCGGAGCGCUUCAUUCACGCAACGAGAGCCCGUGACGAGAAUUUUUAAUGGAAAAUGGCGAUAGGCGAAAGGUCUUGCAGCAUCGUCUGCUUGCUAUCUAUCCAGAUUAUCUUUAUUUUCAGCGCAUCUUGGCCUGGAGCGCAGGGUCUCUUCCCCCAGCAAUACACGAUGAUGCACUGGGCCAGGCGUAUCGAGCAGGAGAUUGACAGAGUCUUUCAGCACAUCACUGGAGCUCAGCAGUUGAAAGGGAUAUACAAUGAAGAAAGGCGUCGGUUUAGUCUGGUGAAGAAUCAGCCGCGGAAGAUUGUUGAAAAAGUGGCCUCGGAUAUUGAGAAACUUCUGGCUAAAAAGCGCAAAGCACUUGAUAGGUUAGCCAGUGAAGCAGAGCGGCUCCAGCGGGAGCAUCUGUGGCAGGAUGAAAUCAAGGAGCUGGACAUGGCUUAUUAUGAUUCCAAGGCAGAGCUGGAUUAUUAUUCCAUGGAUGGAGAAGGAGAGGUGGAAAAUCCCUCUCACAUCAAGCUGGAGUUUGUGUAUGACCCAAACUUCAAGAAUAAUGUCAACUAUUCCUACACAGCUGUUCAGAUUCCCACAGAUAUUUAUAAAGGAGCUCCCGUCAUUCUAAACGAACUGAACUGGACGCAAGCGUUGGAGAAAGUCUUCAUGGAGAAUAGUCGAGAGGAUCCGUCACUGCUGUGGCAAGCAUUUGGGAGCGCGACAGGAGUCACUCGCUAUUAUCCAGCAACACCCUGGAAAGCUCCUGAUAAAAUUGACCUGUAUGAUGUCAGGAGGAGGCCCUGGUACAUCCAGGGUGCCUCAUCCCCCAAAGACAUGGUCAUCCUUGUUGACGUGAGUGGCAGUGUCAGUGGACUCACCCUGAAACUGAUCAAAGCGUCAGUGAUGGAAAUGCUGGACACUUUAUCCGAUGAUGACUACGUCAAUGUGGCCAGGUUUAAUGAGAAAGCUGUGGCUGUGGUCCCUUGCUUUAGCCAUCUAGUCCAGGCUAAUGUGCGCAACAAAAAGAUUUUCAAGGAUGCAGUGCAGCAGAUGCAGGCUAAAGGCACCACUGACUACAAGUCUGGAUUUCACUUUGCCUUCAAUCAGCUAUUAAAUAAAACAAAUGUCCCCCGGGCUAACUGCAAUAAAAUAAUCAUGCUGUUUACUGACGGAGGAGAGGACCGAGCUCAGGAUGUUUUCAUGCAAUACAACUGGCCCAACAAAACGGUUCGAGUAUUUACCUUUUCCGUGGGCCAGCAUAACUAUGAUGUCACACCCUUACAAUGGAUUGCGUGCACCAAUAAAGGUUACUAUUUCGAGAUCCGUUCCAUCUGCGCUAUAAGGAUUAACACCCAGGAGUACCUUGACGUGCUGGGACGCCCCAUGGUUCUGGCAGGCAGCGAAGCCAAGCAGGUUCAGUGGACCAAUGUGUAUCAGGAUGCUCUGGGUCUUGGCAUGGUAGUAACUGGGACUUUGCCUGUUUUUAAUCUCACCAUGGACGGAAACUCACAGAAUCAGCUGAUUUUAGGUGUCAUGGGAGUCGACGUGCAUCUUGAUGAGAUAAAGCGACUCACACCGCGGUACAAUCUCGGGGCCAACGGAUACAUAUUUGCCAUUGAUCCAAACGGAUACCUGCUCCUUCAUCCUAAUCUCCAGCCAAAGCUUGUGAAUCUGCCAGAACCUGUGACGCUGGACUUCCUGGACGCAGAGUUGGAGGACAGCAAUAAAGAAGAGAUCCGCCGACAGAUGAUUGAUGGAAGACCAGGUGAAAUGCAGAUCAAAACUCUGGUACUGUCGAUUGACGAGCGCUACAUCGAUGAGGUCUACAGGGGUUACACCUGGACUCCUAUCAAUGGAACAGACUACAGUCUCGGUCUGGUAUUACCACCCUACAAUGAGUACUUCAUCAAGGCAGAUCUGAGCGAUGUGAUGCUGCAGCUCCAGUAUAUGCAGUCUUUGCUGCCCAGCUCCUUUGAAUCAUCAGGGCACGUGUUUCUAGCUCCAAGGGAAUACUGCAAGCGUCUGCAGCUUUCUGACAACAACACCCAGUUCUUGCAGAACUUUCUGUCUCUCAUGCUUGACCUCUCCCCUGAAUCUGAUGAGUGUGACCAUGGCCUGAUCCACAACCUGAUUUUUGAUUCUAGGAUCAUCGGGCAGCUUGCUUCUCGUGUAUGGAAGAACAAGGACCUCAAUUCGUAUGGCUUCCUAGCUGUAUUUGCAUCCACAGACGGAGGAAUAACACGAGUUUUUCCCAACAUAGCUGCCGAGUUGUGGGAUGAGGACCCUGAACCCUUCAAUUCAAAUUUCUACAGACGGAGCCUCGACAACAAAGGCUACAUGUUCAGAUCUACACUCAGAUCCUCUUUGGAUGACCCCAUUGGAGCAGAAAAUGGGACGAGUGAAAUUGUGGUUAGUUCAGCUGUGGAGGUUAAUUUAGCAGGAAAACUGCUCAGACCUGCAGUGGUUGGUGGGAAGCUGGACUUGGAAGCUUGGGUGGAUAAGUUCAAAAUCCUGGCCAGCAACAUGUCAGACAGCCGGCAGGGCUCACACAAGUGUGGACCUCUGAGAAGUUGCGAGAUGGAUUGCGAGAUGGACACAAAUGAACUCGGCUGCUAUCUCAUUGAUGAUGGUGGGUUCCUGGUUAUGUCCAAUCAGGCAGAUCACUUCCAAAAGAUUGGUGUUUUUUUUGGCGAUGUGGACGCUCCCCUGAUGUAUGCCCUCUACAACAAUUCAAUCUUCACUCGGCGGCAGUCUUUCCAGUACCAGUCUGCAUGUGAGCCAGUCAGCAGCAGCCACACUGGCGCAGCACCGAGAGGUGUUUUUGUGCCGUCCAUUGCUGAUGUCUUGAGCUUGGCGUGGUGGACAUCAACAAUGGCAUGGUCUGUGUUUCAGCAGCUUCUUUAUGGACUGGCCUAUAACAGCUGGCUCUAUCAAGCUGAUGUCCUCAUCGAAGGCUUUGAGACUAAAGAAAGCAGCUGUGUGACCAUCCAAAGCCAGUUCUACUUCACAAACACCACAAACUCCUACAAUAUGCUGCAGGACUGUGGAAACUGCUCCAGACUGUUCCAUGCAAAGAGGAUCGAAAACACAAACCUGCUUUUUGUGGUCGCCGAGAAACUGCUCUGCCAGUCGUGUGAGAUUGAGACACUGACCCAGGUCAGAACAGAGUUUCAGGAGGAAAAUCCGUGUGAAGUAUUGAACAAUACACGAUAUCGUAAAGGCCCGACUUCCUGCUUUGACUACAGUGCCUUAGAAAACACGUCAGAGUGUGGACGAGGUCAUUCCCUGCAGUCCUCCAUAGGAGUCCUCCUCUUCAUUCAGCUCACUCUGCCUCUCUUUCAUCUCUCACACAUGCAAACGCUCUGACAUUUUUGAUCUCUGUAGGUUAAGGCUCGGAUCUACUGAAGAGUAGAUCAAACAGCAACUGUAAAAUUCUUCUUUUCUGAACUACAAACAGCUCACAGAGAACAGUGCUUGGAAAGAAACCCCUGGAUCAGCUCAUAGUGUCUUUUGCCUUAUUGCUAAUGCAUUUCUUGGUGUUUUGGGGCUUGAGUGCAAAACAUAUGAUUAUAAUGCGUUGCGUGUGCAUGCUAUUUAAACUGAGACAGCAUCUUUACAUUUUUAUUUAUUUAUUGCAUAAAGGCUUAGCCACAGCAAAAAGUCAGGGAGACGACUAAAGCCACCCAGCAGUAGAAGAUUGUUGAUCACGUUUGUUUGACUGUGUUUCACUGUCUAGAAUCUAAUGUGGCAGCAGAACAGUGUAUCAUAUUAUUACAUUGCUCCCUGAACUUCCUAGAUGUGGUUAAACACAGUUACUUCAUGAUUUAGCUUUUUCACAUAGGGCCACUUAGGUUCCUAUAGCUUUUUUUUUUUUUGCUUAAUAAAUGCAAUUAUAAUUUAUAAAGUGCAUCUGUAUUUACUUGGGUUAUCUUUGAGAAAGGACUCAGGAAAGGAGGAAAAUACUUUUUCACAGCACUGUACAGUUUAUGCUAGCUCGUAGCCUUCGUCCUCCCGGCCUUUGCAAGUGUAGAGCUGUGUAUAUAUAUAUAUCUGUAUAUAAAACCCAUGGGAUACCUUUGAGAUGCAUGGUAUAUUUUGAAUUCUAGUAAAGUACAAGAAACCUAACACUGUAUUUACAGGUAGUGUAAAAUACGUAAUUAUUACUUUCUACCACUGAACGUACGAGGCUGUACGCACCAUCACCUUUUAUUCUGAGGAGCUCUGAUUGGCUUAACAGAUGAGUAAGUUAAAUAAGGACAGCACAAAGAGUUUUUAGAGCUUUCAGUACUUAAUGUUACUGAUCAGCUGAAUAUAUUAAAAUGUAUAUGACUUUUCAACCAUACAGUGUCACAGUGUUGUUAACGGUUCAGAUAAAGGGCAAACUAAGAUAUUUAAUGGCGGAUAGAUGGAGAUCAAUCACUGCCUUGAAAAUUUUAAUGAAAAAGCUGAAUCUGCUGCUGGGUGACUUGAAGACUCCCACCUGUAGGCUGCUCAGAUGUUAUUUGUGGCACCCAUGCUGUUGUUGGCUUGAAAUGAAUCCCUUGCACCUGUUUGUAUUUGCUCGUUUGGUCCCAGCAGAUGUCUUUGCACAUACAGAUCAGGAGGCGCUGCACUUACAACUGUUUUUCACACGACGGUAGAUCUGGGCCUUCAACCCACAUUCACUUCAGUGUCUUUUGAUCCAGUUCUGAUCUUUGCCGAGCCAGUUUUAGUACUAAAAAUUGGGUCAUGCAUGACAGGACCCCGAAAGACUUCUCUAUCAAGUAUCCUUGCCCUCUAAUGUCAUUAAAUUUAGGCACACGUCUGACAGGAUUUAGAUAAAAAUAUCAUUUUUUUCCCAUAAGAUAUUUUUUUUCAAAACUAAAUGAGAACAGAGAUGUGAAAAGCCAGCGUGACACAUCAACAAAGAAGCAUCUGUGCGGUUUGUUUGUUUGACUGAAUCGUUAAAGCUGAGGUUUGCUUUUUUCUCCGAACGCCUCCACAGAUGCUCGGUAUGAUCUUGAAGUGCUUCCAGUCAAGUAAGAUGUCGUCAGAUGAUGUGAAAUUAAACAACACAAACUAAAUUGUCAAUCAGUAACUGACUUUGUGAGCUAUUAGUGCAUCCUUUGUGGACUCCAAUAUUUAGGUGCUGUGAUCAUCGGAUACUUGCGGUGUAACGUGCAGUGUUAACAGCGUAGUCUAUUAGCACAAGCCUCGGAGAAGUCAGCAUAUUGCCAACAUGUUUUUAAACAUAGACGUCAGUUAGUUGAUUGAUGGGAAGUUCUUUGUCCCUUUUUCUUGUAUUGCCAAUGUUUGUCAAGUCUGAAUUUAUGCACUUAUGUAUGCUUCUGUAUGGGGAAUGUAGCUUCUGAAAAACGUUCAGUGUUAUGAAUAUGUUCUUCUGCGCUUUCUGACCUUCUGUCGAGAUACCCCUGACGUGUCGCUGAUCACUGAAUGACUUACUGCGGCAGAACAUUUCGGUGUUAUCAUGCACUAAGAUUUUUGACAACAAUAGCAAGAAAUGUAGCAGUUUUGUAAUUUUGACAGGUGUUUAUUACACUAAAGAUUCCCCUUCCAACACUUAAACAUGUACAAAAUGCUGUUUUUGGAAUCAUUUCUUGCAUUUGAUUAGAUAAAAAAAGAGAAAUUUCCUACUUCAGAUUAAAUCUAAUCAACAUAUUUGUUGUUCUUAAGUCGACUCUCAGUGUGUGCGCACAGGAGAUUUCAAGUUUGUAUUGCUGCAUAGUUGGCUUUCAAAUUAGUUUUGAUGUCAAAAUCUGUACUCUUGUUACACUCAGAUCAAAG